AUGGAAAUUACAGAAGCUCAAUGUACUGAAUCAAGUAAAACAAAUAAUAGCAGUAAAAUGGAGACUAUUAAACGAAGCAGAGAUACUAAAAGAAAGCAAAUGGACCAAGCUAGUACUCUCCAAGCAGAAUAA
Molecule: messenger RNA, 132 nt
Organism: Dentiscutata erythropus
Lineage: Eukaryota; Fungi; Glomeromycota; Glomeromycetes; Diversisporales; Gigasporaceae
Source: the annotation of a GenBank genome assembly